CUGAAAAUCAUCAGUCUCCUCUGUCAAAUCAAAAUGUCAAAAUUCUAAAAUGUCCGGUCUUUGUGGCAAAUAAACAAUUUCAAUGUUUUUCUAGUUUUUAACUCGCAAAAUAACAGGAGUUCAACAAUUAUCCCAGUAAAAACCAAUAAGAAAAAUGUCAGCUUUACAAAAAAGUAUACUGAAGGGCAAAUUGCCGCCUAAAUGUCCCAAAACAUCUGUUAUUCCUAAAUUGGCUCCGUUUGGCGCUGCGCGUCGCAAAGACUACACACCUGUAUCAUGGAAGAGAUAUUUCGACCGUUUCGUUGAUGUUGAGACAGAAUGUGGUGUGUUCAGGGUGUAUUUGUCUAAAGAACCUGACAAUCCCGAACAACUAAGAAUUGUAACAUUACAUGGAGGCGGUUAUUCUGGUUUGAGCUGGGCUUUAUUCACUGAAGAGAUAACCAACAUGAUCCACUGUCAAGUGGUCUCUAUGGACAUCCGCGGACACGGGGAGACUAAAGUCAAGGAGCCUGAUAACUUAAGCGCUGAUACACUGGCUAGGGACGUGGAGCAAGUUCUUCAUAAACUGUUCGACGGGGCGAUCCCUCCGAUGAUUUUGGUGGGUCACUCCAUGGGCGGCGCCAUAGCGGUGCGUGUGGCGCACUCUCCCUCUCUAGAGCAGCACAUCGAGGGAUUGGCUGUUAUUGAUGUGGUCGAAGGCACAGCGAUGGACGCGCUAGCAAGCAUGCAGAGUUUCCUACGCGGCCGGCCCACGCACUUCAAGAGUAUCGAACACGCCAUAGAAUGGUGUGUAAGAAGCGGUCAAGUCAGAAACGUGGAUUCAGCGAGAGUGUCUAUGCCCAGUCAAAUUGUCAAUUGCGAAACUAGCCUCCUAGCUACCAGUGAGGUAGAAUCGUAUACCCCUGUAGGGGAAGCGAAGCUAGAGCCGAACAGGCAUACGGCCCGCGCCGACUCCAUCGCUGAGGAGGACUCGGAGGAGGAGGGGGGCGGCGAGGAGGACGUGCAGAAGAAGGAGGAGUUUGUGAGGCCCGGGGCGGUGGGCGACGGGAACACUGCUAUGAAAUAUAAGUGGCGCAUAGACCUGUCAAAGACAGAAUCACACUGGUCCGGCUGGUUCACGGGACUGUCAGCUUCGUUCCUGUCAACCCGAGCUCCCAGACUAUUGCUGCUGGCCAGCAUAGACGGACUGGACAAACAACUCACCGUGGGACAAAUGCAGGGUAAAUUCCAAAUGCAAGUAUUAACGCGGUGCGGCCACGCCGUGCACGAGGAUUCACCAGCGGAGGUGGCGCGCGUGGUGGCGGCGUUCGCUCUACGUCACCGCUUGACCGCGGCCACUGAAAACGGGAGUCACAUGAACCUCGUGGCCGCGCCGGGAUGCUGAACAGACAUACAUACAUACAAACACACUCACACACAUACAUAUAGACACACAUUUACUUAGA
Amyelois transitella is the source of this 1445-nucleotide messenger RNA. RefSeq names its product protein phosphatase methylesterase 1. Gene Ontology annotation, biological process: protein demethylation. NCBI's taxonomy places the organism in Eukaryota, Metazoa, Arthropoda, Insecta, Lepidoptera, Pyralidae. The coding region runs from base 155 to 1384 and encodes 409 amino acids. The transcript has 10 exons. Gene Ontology annotation, molecular function: protein methylesterase activity. The record is from RefSeq and is a predicted model, not a curated record.